CACAUCCCCCGCGCCCUCAAAUCAAGCGUAUAUGCAUACGCGCAACACCCAAACAAACAUGCAGCCGCUUUGACACUCAGUGACUGACCGUAUUCGUGAUUCGUGAUUGCCCUCCUUUCGUAGACCUUCAGUUGCACAGUCCGCUCUCACUGCCCAGUCAGCACAGCAGAGCAGGGCUCAAAGUGUGUAGCGCGACGCUUUCAUUCAGCUUCCAUUUCAUCGAUUCAGCAUCUUGAAAGCCUCACCGCCUUCUGACCUUUCAGACGCUCCGAGUGGCACGCCGCACCCGAGCCCGGGACUGUUGGAGUGGGUUUGGGGAUCAACGAGCCGCACCUGCCACCUCACAUGCAUCUAGGAAAAGCUCAAACGGUGCCUCUCCUCGCACUCCUCUCUUGCUUCAAUUAUGGAGGGCUCGAACGCGGGAAAUGAUAGGGCUAGGGGUCAAUCCUCUCUUGGCACUGCCCACUCCUUUGAAACGUCGACGGCGCCCGCAAUUGCAUUCACACAAGCUGCCUCAGCGGAUGAGAGGGUCGUUUCUGGAGCUGCGCUUGACCCCGUCUCAAUAGCGCCGACAGAAGGCUCCCCGAUUUCUGGGUCGACAGCAAACGCUAACGCAACUUCUGGACAUCCAAAAGGGGUCGACGAGAGCAUGCCCGGUUGCAUACGGGGGCUACAAAAAUGCCGCAUGGGCCUAGAGGAAUGGUCAGAUAAUCUGGAGAGAAAGGAGAUCGAAAGGCGGCAGCGAAGGAGGAGAGCGAGGAGAGGCAGCUUCGAGACCGGCUCCGUUUCAGAGCUGGAACAAGGAAGGCUCUAUGGUCAAGCUAGGAGUGUCACUGUCGAAGGCUCGCAGGUUGUUCAGCAAGAAGCGCCAGGUACGGGCAAGGCCACCCUGCCGAGUGAGCCAGGAUACGGAAGAACGGAUCACAUCGUUGUGAGGAAGGGCAUGGUACCUAUGGUCUUCAUCAUCAUUGCUUGGGUCUACCUUGUACACGUCUGGAGGCUGUGCGCUCCAGCCAUUCGUCAGACCGAUCAAGCAUUGACAAGUCGAGCUACAGGAGGCGGCUUGCUUGCGGCCCAGACGGUCCUGAUGCUGAUGACACUGUGGACUUACCUCAAAGCGAUGCUCACACCGCCAGGCUACGUCAGAGAUCAUGUAGGAGUCUCGGACUGUCCUCCACCCGCCGCAGAUGAGUAUUACUACGAUGCCCCGUGGGUGCCGACGCCCCAGCCAGCGACCUAUGGAGCAGACGGAGCAGCUGGAAAUCCAUCUCGCAAUGACGACCCACACAACGGAGGUGCUUCUGCGCCCGGCGAAGAGGACAUACCAGUCGAUCCUAGCUUGCCCGCUAUUGUGGGUCCGAUGGCGGCGAGCGCUAUCGCAGCUUCGCGCGUAGAAGAUCCAACGAUGACGAAGCCCGAACAAGCUAUUCCGCCAUGCAAUGCGCCAGUAGCACAAGCUCCAGCCGGCAAUUCUUCGACGCUCCCGCCUACAGGGCUAAUUCCCCGGCCUGUACGCAUGCCACCGCCAAGGCCCAUUCUUGCGCCUGUCAAUCGCUAUUGCCAUAGGUGUUGCAGGGUCAGGCCACCCAGAGCUCAUCAUUGCAGGAGGUGCGGAACAUGCGUGCUGAAGAUGGACCAUCAUUGUCCUUGGGUCGGAGGCUGUGUGGGCGCAAGAAACAUCAAAUUCUUUUACAACUUCGUCACCUGGGUCACCAUGUGGGAGAUUUUCAUGAUCGUUAGCGGAGCUGUUCUGUUCUCGAGAGGUGUGGCAGGACAAGACGUUACAGACUCACCCUAUCGAGACUGGAGAGUGGACGGCUUUGUCAUCAGCAUGUUUGUUCUCUGUGGAAUGUUCUUCCUCUUCACCGGAUCGCUUUUUGCAACGCACACAUACAUGUACACCAUCAACAGCACAACUCUAGAACACAUGGCAUUUGAGAGGCACAAAGCGACAGAGGCGGCCUUGCUCGACGCCUACUUUUCGGAUCGAGGUCAAGGUGGCAAAGGCUUGCACCUCAAGGAGAAGCACGAGAUCAGGAAGGAAUGGGAUAGCCUGUGGGGAAGAGUGAAAAAGGAAGGCAACCUCUGGUGGCUUGAUGGCGCAUCACAUGCUAAUCAGAGUGAUGCGAAUGGAGCGGAAAAGAACCAGACGUCCAGCACAGCUGGGAGGGAAGCAUCUCCUGCAUGGACAAACUUUAAGCAGGUCAUAGGCGAUGAGUGGUACGGCUGGCUUCUCCCGAUCGGCAAAUCACCCUCGGAUGGGCGCGCCUUUCCUCAAAACCCCAGACAUAGCGCUCUAGGGGUAUGGAGGCCUAGGCGCCUAUGGCCCAAUGAUUGCAAAUAGGGCGCUUUUUUUGAUGUGCCUCACAAAUACCCGCAAUCCUGAAUGUGUUCGGGCCAGUCAGCCAGC
Messenger RNA from Ceraceosorus guamensis, 2410 nucleotides. RefSeq lists its product as hypothetical. NCBI's taxonomy places the organism in Eukaryota, Fungi, Basidiomycota, Exobasidiomycetes, Ceraceosorales, Ceraceosoraceae. Gene Ontology annotation, molecular function: protein-cysteine S-palmitoyltransferase activity. The transcript has 8 exons. The coding region runs from base 404 to 2344 and encodes 646 amino acids. Gene Ontology annotation, biological process: protein targeting to membrane; peptidyl-L-cysteine S-palmitoylation. Gene Ontology annotation, cellular component: Golgi apparatus; endoplasmic reticulum. The record is from RefSeq and is a predicted model, not a curated record.